AUGAUGAAACUCUCAAGAAAACCUGUGGAUCAUUAUGAAAGUGUCAAACUGUGGGUUCAAGAGUUGAACGAAAGUGAAAAUACUACUCUUUUCACAGUUCAUAAGAAUGGCCCCUUCUUUGUUUGGCGGGUUUUUGAGUGGCAAAAAGAAUUUCUGGAGAAUUUGGAAGAGUGGUGCAUUGACUCAACAUACAAAAUAAGCAAGUCAUUCAAUACUGUAGCUAGUAAAGGACCUGAAGAUUGCUUUCAGUUUACAAUUAGUGUGCAAAACCCUAUCACCAAUAAGGGAUUGCCUGUCUACUUCUUUAUAACUGAUCAUGAAUAUACCUCAAUCUUGAGUCAAUAG
This is a messenger RNA of Phycomyces blakesleeanus NRRL 1555(-), 345 nucleotides long. RefSeq lists its product as hypothetical. The transcript has 2 exons. NCBI's taxonomy places the organism in Eukaryota, Fungi, Mucoromycota, Mucoromycetes, Mucorales, Phycomycetaceae. Bases 1 to 345 code for a protein of 114 amino acids. The record is from RefSeq and is a predicted model, not a curated record.